Molecule: messenger RNA, 1459 nt
Organism: Beta vulgaris subsp. vulgaris (sugar beet)
Lineage: Eukaryota; Viridiplantae; Streptophyta; Magnoliopsida; Caryophyllales; Amaranthaceae
Exons: 8
Coding region: 206-1234 (342 amino acids)
Source: RefSeq, a predicted model, not a curated record
AUAUAGUAAAAUAUAAAAUGACCAGGGUCCACAUGAAACAUAGUAGUAGUCGCUACUCGCUAGUGUCUAUAUAUCAUACUUGAUCAUAUCAUCUCCAUCCACAAAACCAUCUCAAAGCAACAACGAACUCUGUCUGUGUCUGAUAUUGUGAUACAAGUGAAGAAGAUUGACAAAAUAAGAUUAAAUUAGGAGACAGGAGUACACCAUGGUGACGAUAGUGAAAGAAGAGUUUACAUUUCCAAAAGAAUCUCGUCCAUUCAACAACUGUCACGUUUCUACCAUUGUUGAGGUUGACAAAAAUGAAUUUUUGGUGGCUUAUUGGGGCGGCUCGACGGAAGGAGCAUCGGAUGUCAAGAUUUAUACACAACGACUCAAGCAUGGUUCAUGGAGCUCACCAGUUGCAAUCGACGGAGAAACUUCUGCUACUGUAUGGAGUCCUGUACUAUGUAAAGCACAUAAUCAGGUGCUUUUGUUUUUCAGAGUCGGCCCAUCCUUUCAAACUUGGACCGGAUGUAUGAGGCGAUCAUUUGAUGGAGGUUUGACCUGGUUGGCGCGAGAACAACUUCCUGCUGGCAUUAUAGGACCUGUCAAAGAUAAGCCUCUUCUACUGAAAAAUGGAGAUUUGCUAUGUGGUUCCUCUGUGCAAAGUUGGAAUGCUUGGGCAUCUUGGAUGGAGGUGACUCCAGAUUUAGGGAAAACAUGGACAAGAUAUGGUCCUAUAAGGGUUCCAACACACUCUAUGAGUGUUGUUCAACCAGUACCCUACCACGCGAAACAAGGCCAUAUACGCGCUCUAAUGAAAUCUCAUGAAGAUAUUGGUCGAAUAUGCAUGUCUGAAUCGCGAGAUGGUGGAUGUACUUGGAGCGAUGCAGUGCCCACUCAACUUCCAAAUCCUGGUUCAGCAAUUGAUGCUGUGAAGUUGUUGGAUGGCCGCCUUGUGCUAGUUUACAACACUACUUCUAGGGAAAUUUUGAAAGUUGGAGUCUCCAAUGAUGACGGUGAUUCGUGGAUAGAAACUUUGACACUUGAAAAUACUUCAGGAUUGGAAUUUUCCUACCCUGCCAUCAUUCAGGAUAGUAAUGGAUUGAUCCACAUUACUUACACUUACAAUAGGACGCAUAUCAAGCAUAUUGUGCUUCAAUCUUCACAGUCUCAAAUUGAUGGAAGAAACGAUCACCAGACUCAUGGAAGGCAUAGGGGUGGUAGGAACGGUCACUAUCACCAUCGUUGCUAAUAGCUAAAUGUGUUAACAUUGAGGGAUUAUAUCUUACUCUUGGAGAGCAAAAAGAUUAGAGUAUAUCUGUUGUAGUACCUGUUGAUCUUUAACUUUUUUUUUUUUUCUUCUCUUUUGAUAAUAAAUUAUGCUCUAUUUUUGUUCUGUUGUUACAUAUAUGUGGUUCCGUUGUUACGCCGAAAUUUGAAAAACUCGGAUAUAUUAGAUAUCAAAGUGUUUGGCGGA